Bufo bufo (common toad) is the source of this 801-nucleotide messenger RNA. RefSeq names its product T cell leukemia homeobox 2 (gene TLX2). Gene Ontology annotation, molecular function: RNA polymerase II cis-regulatory region sequence-specific DNA binding; DNA-binding transcription factor activity, RNA polymerase II-specific. Gene Ontology annotation, biological process: regulation of transcription by RNA polymerase II; animal organ development. The record is from RefSeq and is a predicted model, not a curated record. The transcript has 3 exons. Gene Ontology annotation, cellular component: nucleus. NCBI's taxonomy places the organism in Eukaryota, Metazoa, Chordata, Amphibia, Anura, Bufonidae. Bases 1 to 801 code for a protein of 266 amino acids.
AUGGAUCCCUUGGACAUGGCACAAGACCCAGUGAGCCACCAUGAACCCAUCAGCUUUGGAAUUGACCAGAUCUUGAACAGUCCAGAGCAGACUACAGGUUACCCCUACCCCAGGGCUGAGGAACUGGACCAUCAUGGAGCUGGUGCCUACUCUGCCAUGUAUGGUCCAGCCAGCUCUUCCUACAGCCUUAACAUGAGGAUGGAUGUCAGCAUGAAUGUCAAUGUUCGACCAGCUGGGGUGAUAAGAGUGCCAGCUCACAGGCCACUACCACAGGUGGCCCCCACACCAGGAGUGCCAAGAAUGACAGGAUUCUCUGCAAUUACAUUCCCAUGGAUGGAAAGCAGCAGAAGGACCCCAAAAGAGAGGAUAGCAGCUGCUCUCCCGGCCUUCUCUUUGUCUCGGCGGAUUGGUCAUCCAUAUCAGAAUCGCACGCCUCCAAAGAGGAAGAAACCUCGAACUUCAUUCAGUCGCCUCCAGAUCUGUGAGCUCGAGAAGAGAUUCCACCGACAGAAGUACCUGGCAUCGGCUGAAAGAGCCACUCUGGCAAAAUCUCUGCGCAUGAGCGACUCUCAAGUCAAGACAUGGUUUCAAAACCGCAGGACAAAGUGGAGGCGUCAGACAGCUGAAGAAAGAGAAUCUGAGCGCCAGCAGACAAAUCGUAUGAUGAUGCAGCUUCAGCAAGAAGCCUUUCAGAAAAGUCUCCAACCAUCUCUUCCCCGGGACCCUCUGUGUACACAUAACUCCUCACUCUGUGCAUUGCAGAACCUACAGCCCUGGGCUGAUGAGACCACCAGCUGUUGA